AUGCGUGGUCCCCCCGUUGAGGCCGCCGCCCUUGGGAAGAGACACUUGUGUUUGCAGUGUUGCCGGUGCACGAACAUCUCCCUUCCAGCGUUAAAAGCCUUUAGAAGCGCAUUCUGGGGGCUGUGGAGCAGCAGAACAGCCACGGGGGUUGGUCAUUCAUUCCAACUACCGAAGAUUAGCUUCGAAGCCCUGGGCGUGCAGAAAAUCCAGACCGAUGGCUCCCGCUGUAGUAGGGCUGCAGCGGCCCCUGUCGCCACAGCAGGUGACGGGGUCCCUGCAAGCGUAGCAGACGCCGCAGAGCAAAGGCAAAAGCGCUCAUCAGGCACCCGAUGUCUGCCGCUACCCCUUGGCUAUCGGCUAAGCCUCCCAGAGAAGCUCCCGAAUGCCGUUCCUCUGCGUCGCCAGGGCUCUGCCAGCGUUUUCCAGGGGUAUCGGAGGCAGCACCUGCUGGGCACCGGCACGUACGCAGAGGUGUGGUGUGUGCAGCAGGAGGGAACCGGGCUGCUCUACGCUGCGAAGCUUCUGCAACCCAACAAAUUUUCAGUAGACACGGCUCCGAGAGUCUGUCAAAUGUUCGAAAAGGAGAUCGUGAACUUGGCCCUCUGCCAAUGCCCCGGGGUGGUAACGCUUUUUGAGGUGGUAGAAGGCGCGGAAGGCUGGCUUCUGGUGUUGGAGCUUGUGAACGGGGGAACUGUCUGGGCUGAAGACGUUUGUAGCAAUGAAAGCGAGGCCUUUUGCCUCUUUAUGCAGCUGCUACAGGCCAUUUUGCACAUUCAGGCGUGCAAGGUCAUCCACAGAGACCUCAAGCCCACCAACAUGCUCCUCACAAAAUCAAAGCGCGUUCUUAUUGCGGACUUUGGGUGGUCCGAGGCUGAAGAGGCCUGCAACACACAUUCACUGGAGUGGCCCGGGACUUUGGAAAUAAACCCUCCCGAAGUAUUGACGUUUCAGGGCCCGUGGACAGUGAAGAUAGACAACUAUGCGCUAACAGCAGCUGCACCAUCAGCAGCAGGACAGUGCACGAGCGAAGCAGCGGCGGUAUUAGCGACGGCCAGUGCAUCCGUACCUGCAUCUGAAGCGACACCCUUGGAGCUCAAGCAGCCAGAGGCGGAGGCAGGAGCGCCAAGGAAUGCUGCGACGGCAGUCCCAGUUGCACCGCCGCCCACAGUGAUGGUAGCUCAAACCACAGGCCAGCCAACUGGGGCCCCCCAGAAAGCCAAUCUGGGUGCCCCACACAUUCUGAGACGAGGACUCUCAGAGGUCAGCGAUUGUUCAACUGCAGAAUCUGUAGGGUUCAAUGCAUUGAUGCUCUUAGGGCAGCGCCAGCAGCAGCAGCAACAGCGGCAACAGCAGCAGCAACCCCUAACCGAUGCUGAUGCUUCAACUGGGCCGCCUCAGAGCUCGCGAGGGUCUCUUCACGCCACGGAACACCUGUUGGAAAAGCAACAAGGCCAGAAGUACCUAGUGACGCGGCAAACAGCUCAACAGCUACCUUGUAGAGUCUCCUCGCCCAGAGAUGUACGCCUUCACUCUCAGGAUUGCUCUACUAUUUUGGAGCUGCAACAAGCCAGGCAGCAGCAGCCCAGAGUCCCAUGGCUUGUUUUGGGGAAAGGCGACGACAGUUCCUCGGUGGAGCAAAAACCUAAGCAGGACAACACAAGUCCUAAAAGGAUUGCGAAAACCGAAAGCUUCGAUAAAGCAAGUAUGGCAGCAGAAGAAGCGACUGCCUUAGGAACAAAGCCAAGGGAUGCGCGUGAUACAACCGCAGUAACAGGAGCUCCAGAACACUCCUCAGUGGCUGCUUGUGCUCGUUGGAUUCGUUCGGGCUUGGGUGCUGUCGCUGCCUUAGCAACUCCCCGCUUAGUUCAGCGGCUUCCAGAGAGUCAGCCACGUCAGCAGUAUAACCAUCGGCAACACCAGGAGGACAAGGCCCACCAGCCGCAGCAUUGCGUGGUAGAGUCUAGAGGCUACUGGAGAGAAAGUGACUCUACUAGGACACUCGAGGCAACAUGGCAGAGAGCCAUCAAUGUAGCAGCUGCACUGCUGAUGAGUCUAAACAAUCAAGGAAAGAGGAUGGCUUCGCAUGCACCCCGCAGUUUAGGAGAUGGCAGCAACACGACAGCGAUGGGGCUGGGCCGCACAUGGGGGAGGCGUUGCGUCCGAGUAGGUCUUAGGCCGUCUGCUGCACAUACGAAGGCUCCGCUUACAGGAGGGGAAGUCACAGCAUCAGGCCCAAAGGGACUCGUAGUUGGCGGUAGGCCUCAAGUCGCUCGCAGUAUCUCCUCUAUUGAGAGUCCUGGAGAUCUGAGAGCUCUAGAAAGACUUGCCCCCCAGAAAUGUGAGGCCCUGAUAACUAUGCCCACCGGUAAGGAUGGAUGCCCGGAUGCCCCUCGCAACAGCAGUCCUAACAGUAGCACCAAAAAGUCUAAUUGCGAAAAAUCCGCGAGUGCGAGCAGCCCUAACCGCAGCAGUAGUUACAACUCCGAGGAAACUUCCACAUCAGACUGCAACACACCCAGGACGGAUCAUUUGGCUUCUCCUGCUUGCCAAGGUGGCAACGAAAAACAGCUUAAGAAUGUGCAACAACACCAUCAGCCUCUUAAGUUGUCUCCCACGGUGCCCCUGCUGCCACUCGGAGAUCUUCCCUUGUGCAGUUAUACCUCUACUGGAAGUGUCACGGACAGGGGACGCACCGGUGUUGGUGCUAUUUGCAUGGAGCGGCACGAAGAUGGAAUACAGACCACCUUCCAGAGGUCCUCUCGGACAGAAUCCCAUGUGGAAGCCCCGUGCGCACAAAACAUUAGGGGCCACAUCAGUAGUACGCCACCUCCAGCACAGAUUGUGAGCAACUGCAGCGCCAACGGCAGCUGUUGCGUCACCAACAGCAUGCAAUUGAGCCUGCAAAAUAAAGUUCAAGGUGAAGAGGUUUUCUGCACUCCCCGUGUUCCCAAAUGGGAUUAUGCGCGCGGGACGCACAGUGCCGCACGGUCAAUCCCGGGGCUUCCCGGUGGCGUCGACGGGCAAGCCACAGCUGCUGAAGCCCCUUGGCAGCAGCUUUCGAACGGCUUCCUUAGUGAAGCCCUCUUAAUAGCUCAGCAGCAGCAGCUGGAAAGACAGCAGAGGGAACUGCUGCAACAGCACAGAGAGCUACAGCUGCAACAACUCGAGAUCGAAUGCAAACGUAGAGAACGAGAAAAACAGCAGAAAGAACUGCAGGCACUGCAGGCCCAACUGUACCAAAAGCGUGCCAUGCGUCUCGUGCAACAGCAGCAACAGCAGCAGGUUGAGCAUCCACCUUGUCACAUUCAAAGAUCUCUGAGCGUAAAGCAAGCAGACGAGUUCGAGAAGCUACCAGAUUUUAUGGAUCCUGUCAGCGGCAGGAGUAUUCCUCUGAGGCCACUGAACACAUCAGAGGCCCAAGAGAGCAUUGAAGGGACUUUGCACCCUGCAGUAGAGGCCAAUUCCUUGGUUGAAGCAAAGUCUAAUGGCUCCUCAACCGUGAGCAAUACAGAGGCCUCACGUGUGCCGCAAAAGCAAGGGAUAAGUGUUCCCCGCCUUCGCAUUGCCCACGCAGUGGCACCAAACCUCUUGGCGGGUAUUGUCCCAGCAAUAGCAAGACAAGACACUGGCCGGUGCCGAUCCUUCCAAACAGUACACCCAACGGGCUUUGCUGCUGCCGCACCUGCAGACCCGGUGUCCUCUUCAGGAUGCAAUGUGACCUCUAGUGCAGCAGAAAUGACAGGCGCGGUAAUGGGCAGCCCUCGGGACACCCAGUCUUCCUUCUCAGGAGACGAACCGAUGAGGCAGCACACGGAUCCGUCAGUACCAGCAGCAGCGACAGCGGCAGUCUCCUUUUUACAAAACCUUGUCACUAACCCGCUACAGCGGUUACAGCAACUGCAGCACCAGACAGACCGCCAGACGCACCAAAAAAGCGCAGCGGUGGCGGCAGCAGCAAAGAUUGCCAAUUGCUUGAUCUCAGAACAGCCGCUCACCAAGUCUCACACACAGCAGCGGUCAGGAGAAAAUCUUCAGCAGCAAAAAUCCUAG
Messenger RNA from Cyclospora cayetanensis, 4050 nucleotides. Its product is annotated as serine/threonine-protein kinase par-1. Lineage: Eukaryota; Apicomplexa; Conoidasida; Eucoccidiorida; Eimeriidae. The record is from RefSeq and is a predicted model, not a curated record. The coding region runs from base 1 to 4050 and encodes 1349 amino acids. Gene Ontology annotation, biological process: protein phosphorylation; mitotic cell cycle; regulation of cytokinesis. Gene Ontology annotation, molecular function: ATP binding; protein kinase activity. The transcript is spliced from 7 exons. Gene Ontology annotation, cellular component: spindle pole; nucleus; centrosome.